UUUAGUGUCAACUUGCCUUUAAACUAUUCUCAUUUUUCCUGUAGGCAUGGUCAAACCCCAAUCUUAUCCCCUUCUCCAAGCCAUUUUAAAGGCUUUUUGUCCAUCUGGGUUCCUCUCAAAUCUCCAUAUGAAUGCUGAUAGCUCUCUUUUGCCCACAGUUGGAUUUCUCAUCCUGUAUCUGGUUGCCUUAAGAGCUGCCUCUAGCUGUUUUGCUUAGUGGGUGGUUAUCCUUACACAGAGAGAGGUGGAGAGGUAGUCUUGGGUAGUUAUUACAGUUAAUGGUGGUGGACGUGCAGCUCGCUGAACAUAGCCCAAAAUACUAUUGUUAGUGCUGGGGCCUUUUAUUUCUGUUGUAAGAUCACCAUUGAAACAGGACAAAAUUAUGUCUUUAAUCAGACCUGCAGAUUCAUCUGCUCCUUCAUAUGGGGAGUCAAGAAUUUACCAGGCCAAAGGAAGCAGCAACCCUUCUGGUUUAUCCACUCAGAUGUACAGUUCAAAUAAACAGAAGUUUAAGCAUGUUACAGAAUCUAACCACUUGGACAGUUACAACCAGCAGAGCUUCCCCGAGUCCUCCACUGCAGAGUUGCAUGCGUUGCAAGCCAACGUCUAUCACCCAUCUAACUCUGGUGUUCCUGGGGGGGCGUUCUGCCCCCAAGUUUCCUGUUCUUCUGCUACCGCACACAACUCAUAUUUGGAGAAAAUCUUGGAUCCAAUAGACUCUGGUGAAGAUAAUAUUAGGUUAAAGCUUAGAGAACUGGAGAGUGCACUGUUGAAUGAUAAUGAUGAGGAUGAUUAUUAUUAUAAUGGUGGAAUUAGCGGUCCAGAACAUAACAUGAAUAUUGAUAGUGAAUGGGCUGACUCGAUCAAGGAUAUAUUAUUGCUGCCAAAUUCACCAAAGGACUCUUCAUCUGACUCCAACCUCAGUUACAUAUGCAGCAACAAAGAAACAUCAGCGUGCACAUCUAGGCCCACAACCCCAAAGCAGAUGCUUUUCAAUUGUGCUGCUGCCCUUUCAGAAGGCAAUAUGGAACAAGCGUCCACCAUCAUUGCCACUCUCCGGAGGAUGGUCUCUAUCCAAGGAGAUCCUCCCCAAAGAAUUGCGGCUUACAUGGUUGAAGGACUUGCAGCUCGCAUGGCUGCAUCAGGCCAAGGACUAUACAGAGCUCUGAAAUGCAAAGAGCCACCCACUUCCGACCGGCUCUCUGCCAUGCAAAUCCUCUUUGAGGUGUGCCCUUGUUUCAAGUUUGGUUUCAUGGCAGCAAAUGGUGCAAUCACAGAAGCCUUCAAAGGUGAAAAAGGAGUUCAUAUAAUAGAUUUUGACAUAAAUCAAGGGAGCCAAUACAUAACCCUGAUACAGGCACUUGCUGCUCAACCUGCUAAGCCUUGCGUGAGGAUUACUGGGGUGGAUGAUCCUGAAUCGGUUCAACGAAAAGUUGGUGGUCUGAAGAUCAUCGGCCAGAGACUGGAGCAGCUAGCAGAGGCAUGUGGUGUGCCAUUUGAGUUCCGAGCAAUAGCUGCCAAAACUGCAGAUAUAACCCCAUCAAUGCUCAACUGCCUGCCAGGUGAGGCUCUUCUUGUGAACUGUGCCUUCCAACUUCACCACAUGCCAGAUGAGAGUGUUUCAACUGUAAAUCAACGGGACCAACUCCUUCGAAUGAUAAAGAGCUUGACUCCUAAACUGGUGACUGUUGUAGAGCAGGAUGUGAACACAAACACUGCCCCAUUUUUCCCCAGGUUUAUUGAAGCUUAUAACUAUUACUCGGCUGUGUUUGAAUCACUUGAUGCAACAUUGCCCAGAGAGAACCCAGACAGGAUUAAUGUUGAAAAGCACUGCCUUGCUAGAGAUAUAGUAAACAUUGUAGCAUGUGAAGGCGAGGAGAGGAUAGAGAGGUAUGAGGUUGCGGGGAAAUGGAGGGCAAGGAUGACAAUGGCCGGAUUCAGACCAUGUCCAUUGAGCUCAUCUGUGAAUAACUCAAUCCAAGAGCUUCUAAAACAGUACUGCAACCGGUAUAAGGUGAAGCAGGAGGGUGGUGCACUUCAUUUUGGGUGGGAAGACAAAAUCUUAAUAGUUGCUUCUGCAUGGAGGUGAUUAAUUUGGCUGAUGAGGAUAUCAUCUCCAUGCUGGCAAAUGAAGUUUGGAUAUUUUCUUGUAAUCGACUUGAGAGUGUGUGAAGGAACUCAAAGACAUGUAACCAUUUGUGGUGCAACAAUUCGCAAGUAGGGUUGUUGCGUACAAUAAUAAAAGCUUUGCUGUUCCUGGUGUGGUUUGUUCUAUA
Molecule: messenger RNA, 2276 nt
Organism: Vitis vinifera (wine grape)
Lineage: Eukaryota; Viridiplantae; Streptophyta; Magnoliopsida; Vitales; Vitaceae
Product: scarecrow-like protein 1
Exons: 2
Coding region: 383-2089 (568 amino acids)
Biological process (GO): regulation of DNA-templated transcription
Cellular component (GO): nucleus
Molecular function (GO): DNA-binding transcription factor activity; sequence-specific DNA binding
Source: RefSeq, a predicted model, not a curated record